AUGAUUGAUAAUGGUGGAGAAUUAGCUGAAGUAAUUAAAACUUGUAAAGAAAGAAUUAUUCAUGUAGAUAAUCCGCCAAUAGAUGUGAAAGGUGAAAGACUAAAAUGUAAUAAAGAAAAUAGAAAGGUAUUAAAGGAAAUUUUGCUGAAAAACUUAAUAAAAUUUGACGAGACAUACAAGUCAAAAAAUUUUUAUCGAGAACGCCAUGAAAAUUUAGAGAAUUUCAUCGGAGAAAAAGAAAAAAUAAUAAAACAAGUUAAGGAGAUUAAGAGUAAAUUACCUAGGUAUGAUUAUGGUAAAAAACUUGUGGAUUGUUCUGAUGAAUUAGUAGAAGGUAGUGUUGGAAUAGCUAAUUUGAUUCAACCUGACAAUUUUCCAAUAUCUAAUGCUGGGGGAAACAUUGCAAAAUUUGGAGUUAAAAUCCUUUCGGUUGGUGUAAAUUAUGUUCUUGACGAGAAAGAAAAUCAGUUAAUUGAGAAAUUUAAAAAUAAAAUUAAAGAAGAUAGGGAGAAUCAAGAAAAAUAUUUAUCAAAAUUAAAUUUUGUAGAAAAAAAAAUAAAUUUUCCUGAGUUUGGAUGGGUCAUUUUUAAACAUAUCUGCAAAUGCGAAUUUUUGAUGCACAACAGUUACCUUUAA
This is a messenger RNA of Rhizophagus irregularis DAOM 181602=DAOM 197198, 636 nucleotides long. RefSeq lists its product as uncharacterized. The record is from RefSeq and is a predicted model, not a curated record. Lineage: Eukaryota; Fungi; Glomeromycota; Glomeromycetes; Glomerales; Glomeraceae.